Molecule: messenger RNA, 1740 nt
Organism: Branchiostoma belcheri (Belcher's lancelet)
Lineage: Eukaryota; Metazoa; Chordata; Leptocardii; Amphioxiformes; Branchiostomatidae
Product: ras-related protein Rab-18-B-like
Exons: 6
Coding region: 115-732 (205 amino acids)
Molecular function (GO): GTP binding; GTPase activity
Source: RefSeq, a predicted model, not a curated record
ACGUCAUGUUCGUGCGCCAUUAUUAUUUUGGGAGGUCCGAGUCAGACUUUGACACGUCUUGCUUCAGUUUCUGCUCCAAUUUCUCGCCUUUUCUGCAAGGACAAGUCUCAGACGAUGGACGACGACGUCUUGACAACGCUGAAGAUUUUGAUAAUCGGUGAAAGUGGCGUAGGAAAAUCCAGUUUGUUGCUGAGGUUUACAGAUGACACAUUCGAUCCAGAGAUAGCAGCAACAAUAGGUGUUGACUUCAAAGUGAAAACUCUUACAGUAGAUGGAAAUAAGGCAAAAUUAGCAAUCUGGGACACGGCUGGCCAAGAAAGGUUCCGCACACUCACACCAAGCUACUACAGAGGGGCCCAGGGGGUUAUUCUAGUUUACGAUGUCAGCAGUAGAAACUCCUUCAACAGACUGGAACAGUGGCUGAGCGAACUGGAAACAUUCUCCACUAAACAAGACAUUGUCAAGAUGUUAGUGGGAAACAAAAUAGACAAGGACAAGAAGGAAGUGGACAGGAAUGAAGGGCUGAAGUUUGCCAGGAAACACCAGAUGCUGUUUAUCGAGGCCAGUGCCAAGACGAGAGAAGGCGUCCAGUGCGCCUUCGAGGAACUGGUGGAGAAAAUCAUCCAGACUCCAGGACUCUGGGAGAGCGAUUCUCAACCCAAAGGCGUAUCGUUGACGGAUACAGGGUCAGCUGCUGUUAACAGUUGUGCAGGAUACUGUUCACUUGUGUAGACUUGUACAGAGGAUGGUACUGGGGGUAGACAUUCACCAUCUUCCCAUUCCCAGGAUGCAUAGCACCAGGGGGUAAAAAUUCCCAGGGUGCAUAGCGCCAGGGGUUGGAAUACGACACACGGUUGACGUUAAACAACUUGUUUUUCUGUGUGUUUUGGAGCCUUUUUGUUCCAAAAUUAAGUGACAGAUCGAAUCUGACAACAAGUAGUACAUCAUUCCGACCAUCUGGUGCUAUGAAUCCUGGGAAUUUUUACCCCCCCUGGUGCUAUGAAUCCUGGGAAAUGGGAAAAUGGUGAAUAGAGGGAAAGGGGUGGCUUCUCAAAAGAGCUCCACAGCUCUGUGUUAGACAGAUAGUCAAUGUUACAACAGAUGUAUGUUUACAAGUGUUUUUGCUUAGGUGCAUUAAUGUGUUUAAACACUUUAAGCACUGCCCAAAAGAAUACAGUAAAAUCAUGACUGUUCAAGGAAUUUGUUACAUUUAUUAAGAGUAUAAUAUUUAAUGUGAUAGAGUUAUGAUUUUACUUCAGUGCAAAAGUUUGAAACAGAAACUCUGUUUUAAAAAUUCAUUCUAGAAAGGUUUAUAUUUAAUUUUGCCCACCAUGUACCAGCAAUGUCCAAUUACAUGUGUACUAACAUUUCGAAUUGGGGGUAGAAUAUGUUAUCAUUUAUUUGAAUAUACAUAUGUAUAUUUUAAUGUAUUGCAUGUAUAUUAAUGUAUGUUCAUCUCUAUCUACUGCAGAUCUAAUACACCUUGGAAAAAUUAUGCUUUACCUUUAGAAAAUUAUGCUUUACCUAGGCAAAAUGCGAUACAGUACCUAUUGCCAUGUUAGGUACCCAUUCUAACAUUUCUUCUCCAAAAAUUAUGGGACUAGGGGAUACUUCCAGUAGUACAAGGAUUUUGUGCUCUUUAACACAACCUUGGCUGUUAUAUGCUUAGAUUAAGCAGAGAAAAGUACAUUGUGUUAAGAGGCCAAACUGUUUGGAAGAGACCCAUUCUAACAAUUCUUC